AAGGCUCUUUAGUCCCCUCAGCAACAAAGAAUAUCUCUUUCAUCUCUCUUCCUAGCUACUUCCCUCCCUCUUAAAACCCUCUCUCUCUCAACCUCCAUUACCACCCAAACUAUACUCUAUCACGCUAGACAGAGGGAGAGGUUUUACGAGGCUUUUAAACAGCACCCUUUUGAUACAUCUCUUCUUUGAAUCAACAACCAAACCAGUUUCCCUUCCAUGUUUUUUUUUUUGGUCAAUUACACUCACAUGCACCGUUAACACAAGCAAGCAACCCGUUGUAGAUACGCACCCUUUUGUACCUUUUUUUUACUGGGUUUGCAGUGUUGAAUUGAACAAUGAAGGGCGAGGAUCAAGCGAGGUCUUUGUUUGGGAUUUCUUUAUCCGAUCGGCCUAAAUGGCAACAGUUUCUUAUUUGCUCUUCUGGGUUCUUCUUUGGCUAUCUCAUUAAUGGCGUCUGCGAGGAAUAUGUGUAUAAUCGGCUUCAAUUCAGCUAUGGUUGGUAUUUCACAUUUGUACAAGGAUUUGUGUACUUGGUGCUUAUAUACUUGCAGGGUUUUACCCCCAAGCAAAUGGUGAAUCCAUGGAAAACGUAUUGGAAACUCUCUGCUGUUCUUAUGGGUUCUCAUGGGCUGACUAAGGGGUCCCUGGCCUUUCUCAAUUAUCCAGCUCAAAUCAUGUUCAAAUCCACCAAGGUACUGCCAGUUAUGGUAAUGGGCGCCUUUAUUCCAGGAUUGAGAAGAAAAUAUCCAUUUCAUGAAUACAUAUCAGCCCUGCUUCUGGUCAUCGGUCUGAUCCUUUUCACCUUGGCAGAUGCCCAAACAUCGCCAAAUUUUAGCAUAAUUGGUGUCCUGAUGAUUUCUGGUGCUUUAAUUAUGGAUUCUUUAAUGGGUAAUUUGCAAGAAGCAAUAUUUACCAUGAAUCCUGACACCACUCAGAUCGAGGUGCUGUUCUGCUCGACAGUUGUUGGAUUGCCUUUCUUGCUUCCUCCGAUGAUCCUGACUGGAGAGCUGUUUAAGGCUUGGAAAUCUUGUGCUCAACAUCCUUACGUAUAUGGGGUGUUAGUAUUUGAAGCCAUGGCCACAUUCAUUGGCCAAAUUUCUGUUCUAUCCCUCAUUGCCAUUUUUGGGGCUGCUACGACUGCCAUGAUAACAACUGCUAGAAAGGCAGUUACCUUGUUGCUGUCAUAUAUGAUAUUCACAAAGCCAUUAACUGAGCAGCAUGGAUCGGGGCUGCUGCUCAUCGCCAUGGGAAUUAUAUUGAAGAUGGUUCCUAUAGAUUAUAAACCCCCCAGUAGGAGUGCACCUAGAAAUGGGAAGUCCCAUUUUAAAGAAGAGAAAAGUCAAGCAGAUAGUAGGAAAGGUGAAGGAGAUGAAGAAAAAAGGCCCUUAGUUUGAAGACCAAGGUCAUAGAUUUUUUUGUUCUUAUUUGUAAUUUUUUCCUCGAAUUUGUUCUUGGUUUCUCAUUAAACCCAGGAAGGGCAUGGGGGAUAGGAAUAAGAAAAGUAUAUCAGGUCAGGAAAGAAAAGAGAGAAUAGACAUGCUAGCUACUUGUAAUGUAAAAUUUCAGUGGUGAAACUGAUUUACCUUUCUAUGUUUUUGAAAUUGAAAUACAAGAGCAAUGUUCUCUUUC
Populus nigra (black poplar) is the source of this 1629-nucleotide messenger RNA. Its product is annotated as UDP-galactose/UDP-glucose transporter 2-like. The transcript has 7 exons. Gene Ontology annotation, biological process: transmembrane transport. Gene Ontology annotation, molecular function: transmembrane transporter activity. Bases 336 to 1394 code for a protein of 352 amino acids. NCBI's taxonomy places the organism in Eukaryota, Viridiplantae, Streptophyta, Magnoliopsida, Malpighiales, Salicaceae. The record is from RefSeq and is a predicted model, not a curated record. Gene Ontology annotation, cellular component: endoplasmic reticulum membrane; Golgi membrane.